Molecule: messenger RNA, 3185 nt
Organism: Stegodyphus dumicola
Lineage: Eukaryota; Metazoa; Arthropoda; Arachnida; Araneae; Eresidae
Gene: mgl
Product: low-density lipoprotein receptor-related protein megalin
Biological process (GO): receptor-mediated endocytosis
Cellular component (GO): signaling receptor complex; plasma membrane; apical plasma membrane
Molecular function (GO): protein binding; hormone binding; calcium ion binding
Source: RefSeq, a predicted model, not a curated record
AAUUUCCACCUUGCAAUAGUGGCCAGUUUCGAUGUACCAACGCAAUCUGCAUUCCUACGAGGUGGAGGUGUGAUGGCCACGCUGAUUGCACAGAUCACUCAGAUGAGGUUAAUUGCACUUUGAUCUCAUGUCCUGACACAAAGUUCCUCUGCCCUCAAGAGAAAAAAUGUAUCGAUAAAAAAAAGCUCUGUGAUGGCACUCCAGACUGUGAAGAUGGAGCUGAUGAAAAAGAUGCUUGUUCAUCCCAGUUGUGUAUGUCUCUGAGGUGCGAGCAUGGUUGUCGAGCUUCAUUAGAAGGCGGAGAGUGUUAUUGUGGACCAGGAAUGCAAGUAGAUCCAAUGAACACUUUGAAAUGUAUAGAUAUGAAUGAAUGCAGCGAGUGGGGCUAUUGUGAACAAGUCUGUAUCAAUACAAUGGGAAGUUACAUUUGUUCUUGUGUUUCUGAUUACAGUCUUGUUGCUCCUAAACAUUGUAGAGCUCAUAACAGUUCUGCAAUGAGGCUUAUUUUUGCUCACCAUAGUGCCAUCUAUAAAGUAAAUGCUGAAGGAUCUUUGUUAGAACUAGUCACAAACACAACUGCCGCUAGUGGAUUAGAUUUUCAUUACCACAAAAACUUGCUCUUCUGGUCUGAUACUGUAACACGCAAAAUUUACUCUAUAAAAGUAGAUCCCUGGAGGGAAUCGGAAUACAUUUCUGACUUCAAUGUCUCUUUUCCCUGGAGCCCAACAGCAUUUGCAAUUGAUUGGAUUGGAAACAAAAUCUAUAUUUGUGAUGCAAUAGGCCAAAAAAUUGAUGUAAUGGAGUUAGAUGGUAGUCAGCAUACAAUUCUAAUCAGUCGUAAUUUAUCUUCACCAUUAGACAUAGCAUUAGAUCCACAUCUGGGGUUAAUGUUCUUCAGUGAUGCUGAUAAUAUUGAUCGUGCCAACAUGGACGGCACAAUUAGAGUGACAAUUGUAAAUACUUUCAUAUACAAAGCAUCAGGUUUAACACUUGACUACGUCACUAAAAGAGUGUUUUGGUGUGAUUCCCAGCUUGAUCAAAUAGUUGCAUGUAAUUAUGAUGGAAGUGGCAGGCAUUCAAUCAUUCGCGGAAGUACUCGUGUGCCAUCUCCCAGCAAACUGACUAUGUUUGAAAAUAAUAUUUAUUGGACUGAUGGAACACGGCAAGGAGUGUUGAAAACUGAUUUGUAUAACAAUUCUCAGACUGUACUCACAAUAUAUCGGGAUCGCUCCUUGUUAAAAGAACCAAAAGCCAUUAAAUCAUACCAUUAUUUACGUCAGCCAGUCGUUCCAAAUCCCUGUUAUUUCAGCAAUGGUGGAUGUCAGCACAUGUGCUUACUUACAAGAUCAGCAGACAGUUUUGGCCUUGGUUACCGAUGUGUAUGUAAUAUAGGCUAUGAAAUAGCUCACAAUGAAAAGACUUGCAAAAAGGUUGAAGAGUUUCUACUGUAUGCUCAACAAAAGUUUAUCCGAGGAGUAUUACUAAAUCCUGUAGUGAAUGGUUUCUCUGAUGCAAUGAUACCUAUUGUGUCCAAAAGUGCUAGAUUUGUAGGGCUGGACUUCGAUGCACAACAGGGAUAUAUAUACUAUUCUGAUGUCGUUUUAGAUGUUAUUUAUCGUAUAAAAGUUGAUGGAACUGGUCAGACAAAUGUGUUAGCAUCUCAGAAUGAAGGAGUUGAAGGUUUGGCAUUGGACUGGGUGUCUAACAAUUUGUACUAUAUUGACAGCCGUAAAGGAACUUUAAAUGUUAUAAGUACUGUUAAUUUUCAGUAUCGUAGGACACUGUUGAGAAAUCUGAAACGACCUAGAGCUAUUGUUGUACAUCCUAAUAAAGGGUAUGUGUUUUACUCUGAAUGGGAUCGUCCAGCAAAUAUAUCUAGAGCAUAUCUAGAUGGAUCAAAUUUAAUGGUAUUUAGAGGAGUUCUCCUUGGGUGGCCUAAUGGUUUGGCAAUUGAUUUCCAGAAAGAUCGUUUAUAUUGGUGUGAUGCUCUUUUAGAUCAUAUCCAGCAUGCAAACUUGGAUGGAACUGACGUUAAAACCAUUAGUUCACCUCGUAUCAAACAUCCAUUUUCACUAGUAAUUCAUCAUGAUUACUUAUAUGUUACUGACUGGAGAUUAGAUGCCAUCUUGAGAAUGGAUAAAGAGAGUGGAGCUGGAGAACAAAUUGUUGCUAGUGUAGAAGAAGGCAGUAGAUUAUAUGGAAUUAAAGUGUUCAGUCGAGAGAACCAAAGAGUUGAUAAUCGACAUCCUUGUUGGAGCAAUAAUGGUAACUGCCAAAAAUUUUGUUUCCCAAUUCCAUCAAACAACAGUCAAGGCCCUGAUCUCCAAGUUCAGUGUGGCUGUCCAUAUGGAGAGCGUUUAGCCGCCGACAACAGAACUUGUCAAUCUGACCCUGAUGCAGAACCACCCGUGCAAGCAUGUCCUAACUCAUGGGACUUUACUUGUGAUAAUCAAAGAUGUAUUCCAAAAACGUGGGUUUGUGAUGGGGAUGAUGAUUGUCUGGAUAACUCAGAUGAGAUGCAAAACUGUACAAAAAGCACCUGUGGACCUCGAGAUUUUACAUGCAGUGGGGGACGUUGCAUACCUCAAUCCUUCCGAUGUGAUUCAGAUAACGAUUGUGGUGACUAUUCAGAUGAAAUGGGAUGUGUCAAUGUCACAUGUGAAGCAACUGAAUUUCCUUGUGAGAAUGGAAGGUGUAUUCCAAAAUCUUGGAAAUGUGAUUCAGAGAACGACUGUGGUGAUGGAUCAGAUGAAGGAGAUUUCUGUACUGAAAAAACCUGUGCAUACUAUCAGUUUACAUGUCCAGGGUCUGGACACUGCAUACCUCAGAACUGGGUUUGUGAUGGAGACAAUGAUUGUUUUGAUCAUGCAGAUGAACAGAACUGCCCUCCAAUUACUUGUACAUCUUCACAAUUUCAGUGUGCAAAUCAGAAGCAAUGCAUACAUGAAAGUUAUCAUUGUGAUGGUGUUUCAGACUGUCAAGAUGGUUCAGAUGAACAAAACUGUCCGUCAAGAGCACCUGACCAAUGCGAACCUGAAAAAACAUUCCAGUGCAGAACAUCUAGAAUUUGCAUUCCUAAAUCUUGGUAUUGUGAUGGCAAUUCUGAUUGUGAAGAUGGCAGUGACGAGCCAAGUUCAUGUGGUAAAUGGAUAUGUUUUCUUUCCUGUCAUUUAACAUAUGUUUGA